Messenger RNA from Lethenteron reissneri (Far Eastern brook lamprey), 2951 nucleotides. Its product is annotated as polypeptide N-acetylgalactosaminyltransferase 18-like. Gene Ontology annotation, cellular component: Golgi apparatus. Gene Ontology annotation, molecular function: polypeptide N-acetylgalactosaminyltransferase activity. The record is from RefSeq and is a predicted model, not a curated record. Gene Ontology annotation, biological process: protein O-linked glycosylation. Lineage: Eukaryota; Metazoa; Chordata; Hyperoartia; Petromyzontiformes; Petromyzontidae.
UGAUCGAUAUUUGAGAGGUCGCUCAAAAAUUGAGAUUGGCAGGUGUCAAGAACUUCCUGCUGUUCUUCGUGCACUCAACUCUCUCUCUCUCUCAGCCAUCCAUAGAUUUUUGUUUUGUUUGUUUUGAUUUCAAAAUACUUUUUUCUGACAUGACACACGCGCACUAAAGGAAAAUUUACAAAUGUUGCAAUGCGCAGGACAUCGUGUGAGAAAUGUAGGUCGCCAACGUGCAUGUAUGAUGGAUUUCUUUCGCACCGUACGUAGCUAAACCGUGCUCAUCGGAGGUGUGGGAGGGGGAAGGACGACACACUAAUACACAAACAGCAGUCCUAAAAAUUUAGUUUUAACUUAGAAUUAAAAGUGCAUAGCAGUGGCUUCCGAAUAUCGGAAAGAAACGCGUUCCAGACGGCCGCAUCAACAACAACACUAUCAGCAUCACCACCACCAUCAUGUAUGCGUUAUGUUGAACUUCUUUCACGCCGUACACAGCCAACCGUAUUAAUCGUAGGUUCGGGGGAGGUGGUAGACAACAAACUAAAACACAUAAAGCAGUUCUAGAGAAAUGAGUUUGUCAAUGUAGAUGUUGAUUUAAAAGUGCAAAUCCCCCAGUGGAUUCCUAAUAUCGGAAGUGAAGAGCGUUCCAGACGGCCGUGGAAGCAGCGCAUCAGAAAGCGCCGCGCCUUUGCGGCGCCCCGUCAGUUUGUCCCGCGGGAGCUGCGUUCGGAUCCCAACCGUCCCCGCUGCCACAUUGCAGUUUGAAGCCUCUCACGCGGGCACCCAAGUCCCGCCCACGUGACCCACGGCCGUUGGCGGUCAACCAAAGUCCCGUGCACUUGUUCAGCCCAUUGUCGCUUCUGACGUGGGCCCGGAGUCCCAGGACCCGGAAAGAGAGGAAGACCUCACAGAGAAUGGCUUGACGACGACAUCAGAAGAGACGGGAUACGAUGGCCGUGGCGAGGAGGUCGAGCCUCCUGUGUUUCUUCCUCAUCUUCUCUGGCAUUGGAAACCUCCUGUGGAUGCUGAGAAACUUCGCCAGCACCUCGACUGUCACCGUCAGAUCAGUACAGGAAUCGACCCCCCUGUCUAGGGACAGUGCAGUGCCCUACGAGCCUUGGGAUCUCGCCGCGCAGCUCAAUAAAAUCGAGGACAUGCUGGAAAUUAUUCUGGAAGAUGGCGGUGAGUCUGAGAAGACACCAGUGUGUAAAGGGAACGAGUGGGUUUAUAGCCCCGAGACUCAUCUCUUCAAGGAGUGGGGCAAGGACCUCUCGGCGCGGCAGAAGCGCAAGGCGUGCGCGCGCUUCCUCACCUACGGCUACAACGCCUACCUGAGCGACCGGCUGCCCCUCGACCGCGACGUGCCUGACAACCGCCCUCCCGGAUGCAGCACCAAAAAGUACCCGUCGGAGCUCCCGGCGCUCAGCGUGGUGCUGAUCUUCUACAACGAGGCCGUCUCCAUCCUGCUGCGCGCCGUCACCUCCGCCGUGCGCAACACGCCGCGCCACCUCCUCAAGGAGGUCAUCCUCGUCGACGACUGCAGCAACUUUGGAGACCUGCAAGAACAAUUCAGAGCGAGGAUUGCGGCACUGGAUCGCAAGUACCCAGAGGUCUCCAUCCGCAUCGUCCGGCAUGCAACGCAGCGUGGGCUCAGCACGUCGCGCGUCACCGGCAUCCGGGCCGCUUCGGGUCCCGUGGUGGCCGUCAUGGACGCGCACGUGGAGUUCCCCGUCGGAUGGGCCGAGCCCAUCCUGGCGCGGAUCCAAGAGGACAGGCGCGUCGUGGUCUCCACGGUGUUCGACAACACGCACUACGACACGCUCGAGGUCAACGGCUACCCGUCGCAGGCGCAGACGUUCACGUGGCAGCUGUGGUGCACCUACAUGGCGCCGCCCCUCGAGUGGUUGACCAACAAAGACAUCACGGCCCCCAUCAGGAGUCCAAUUGUGAUGGGCUGCAUGGCGGCCAGUAAGAGCUACCUGGAGGAGAUCGGCUUUCUGGAUGAAGGCAUGCAGGUGUACGGAGGGGAGAACGUGGAGCUGGGCCUCAGGGUGUGGCAGUGCGGGGGCAGCGUGGAGGUGCUGCCCUGCUCACGCUUGGCUCACAUCGAACGCCACUUCAAGCCGUACGCCCCAGACCUGAGUUCCCACAUGCGCAGGAACGCGCUGCGCGUGGCUGAGAUCUGGAUGGAUGAAUACAAGAGGAAUGUCUACAUGGCCUGGAAUGUGCCCAUGAACGAAUCCGGGAUCGACAUCGGCGACAUCUCGGAGCGCGUGGCUCUGCGCAAGCGGCUCAACUGCAAGAGCUUCGCGUGGUACCUGGAGAACGUGCUGCCCUCACUGCCACGGCACGAUGACAUCGUCCAGUACGGCGUGAUGACAAACAACAAAAAAGAUGGCAUGUGCAUGGACAAAGGAAACCCAAUCUCACGGCGUCCCAUUCUGUACCAGUGCCAUGGAUACACCCCCCAGCUGGCAAUGAGAACCUCAGACAACCGGAUUAUGAUCGGGCUGAACGUGGACUUGGUGAGCCCCGGAGCUGUGUGUCUGGGAGUGUCGACAUCGGGAGUCGAGCCUGCGUUUGUGGACUGUCAGCUGACUGGUCAGGAGGCCAGCAGCCUGCUUCACUUUGAGAACGGAGAACUGAGGUUCCAGAAAGGAGAAAAGUGCCUGGAGGUGAAGGAACCUGCUAAGACAAGCUACAGCCUGGAGCUCGUGCUGGUGCCCUGUUCUGGGCAGAAGUGGGAUUUGGCGUAUUUCCACAAAUCGUAGCCCCAAUACAGGGAACACAUUAUACAGGUAGGAACAACAGGUUCCACACUGCCCACCAGGGAUUAUUUGUCUGUCGUGCAUAACACGGCCCCGCCCCACCAGAGCCCUCCCAUUGGCUCGGGGGCGCCGAAUACAAUUAUUUAAUUAAUCGAGCUCGCGGGUUUUCGCCGACCAAUGGGAGCGGUG